Messenger RNA from Bathycoccus prasinos, 1782 nucleotides. RefSeq lists its product with no specific name. The record is from RefSeq and is a predicted model, not a curated record. The transcript has a single exon. Lineage: Eukaryota; Viridiplantae; Chlorophyta; Mamiellophyceae; Mamiellales; Bathycoccaceae. The coding region runs from base 1 to 1782 and encodes 593 amino acids.
AUGCCAACCACUACCUCCUCGUACUUCACUAAAUUCGCAAAGUACGCGUUCAUCGCGUUCGCGUUGACCGGAACCGCGUAUUACGCGUACAAGCAAGGGUACCUCCAAGAGGAUGAUUUUGAUGGAACCAAUCUUUCCCCGUUGGAAGAUGAUGACGAGAAGGAGGAGGAAGACAACACGGAAGAAGAAGAAGAAGAAGAAGAAGAAGACAACAAAGAAGAAACGUUCGAUGUUGAGAGCGUUGUUGAACUCGAAACGGCGAAUUUGAAAAGAAGAGGCGCGAGAGGGAAACCUCCGAGAAGUCCCCCGCCUCCGCUGAUGAGAAAUAAUCGAGUAAAAGAAGCAGAAGAAGCAGAAGGCAAAAAUGGAACGACGAACAGAAGCGAGAGGGAAGAGAGAAAGCUCAGCAAAGGUCAUCGCAACGACAGAAUGAAGAGAGGAUUUCUGAACGAGAAGAAACUGUCGUCCAGCGGGCUGUUUGGCGACGGAGACGACGAAGAGGAUCCAGAAAAAGAAGAAGAAGAAGAAGAUGUCCCGAAGAAGGCGACGACGACGACGAAAGAGUCGAGGAAACGAGAACUCGCGAUGAAGUCUCCGCUGCAACUUAUUUACAGAAACAUUCGGAAAGAUUUGAUCAUCUCGAAAUCGUUCGAUGUGUCCGCGAUCGAAGCGACGAGGAGUUUGUUUCACUUUGAACCAUUUCCAGGGGUGGGCGUUUGGCCGGUGAAGUACGACGAUAUGAAAAUGUUUCCGAUGAAGAGUUCGUGUUCGCGGUUAAUUGUUUUGUCCGUGUUUGACGACGCGCCGAGUUUAGCCGCGAGUGGAACCGCGAUUGUGUCUGAAUUGAGCAAAUUGAUGAUGGGUUUCGGAGGAGAUCGUAUAGACGACGAGGAAGAGGAGGAGGAGGAGAACGAAGGAAACGCGACGAAAGUGAAACAAAGACCGAUGUUCGUGUGCAAUCGAGCGCAGUAUCACGUGACGAUGUUCUUUUUUAGUCGACCGAUUGAAGGAAUGACGAGAGAGGAGCCGGUAGAGUUUUUGAUCGAUGGCAGUGGUGUAGCAGACACACAAAGAGAAGUACUAGCUAAGAAAAACGACGAAGAAAUAGAACCGCCGUCGACGCCGCCGCCGUCGGCGCGAACGAUAGAGAAGCAACCGUCCAUUCCAAAAGGAUUAGGAGAAACGGUACUCCCGGACAAGCCAAAGCCAAGAGUUAAACGUUCUGUCGCUCAAAACUACGACCGCGUGUUAUCUCCACCAACGCCUAUGUCUAAACUCAAGCCGCCGUCGGCUAUUAGCAGCGCCGAAAAUCUCGCGCACGCGUCGACACCGAUAUCGUCGACGCAAAGCAAAUUCAAACGCUCCGCCUCGGGCGCCAUCCUCGACGAAGCCACCAAAGCGCAAGAAGUCCUCCAAACCUGCGAACCGGUCGAGUUAGUCGUUGAUCGCGUCGUCUUAGCCACGAGUGGGGCCCUUCUCCUGUGCUUCGACGACGUCGACGAUUCGCUCAAAAAAUGUCGCGCGUCGCUCGCCUCCAACGCCGUCGGCGUUCGCGGCGUCCAACAAACCUCCACCGCGCACUGCACGUUGGCGAGAAUUUUACCAAACGCCGGCGACGAGCGCUUGUCCGAUUUCGAGUUGAAACAAAUCGACCAACUUCUGACGAAGUGGACGAAAAAGUUAAAAGGGGCGAAGAUGACCUGUCCGAAAGCUUGGUACGUCAGAGAGGAACGGUUUUCCUCCGUCGACGGCGAUAAAGUCCGCUUGCGGUUUAAAGAGUAA